Molecule: messenger RNA, 1938 nt
Organism: Procambarus clarkii (red swamp crayfish)
Lineage: Eukaryota; Metazoa; Arthropoda; Malacostraca; Decapoda; Cambaridae
Source: RefSeq, a predicted model, not a curated record
AUGGCUCAACCAGACAUUAGGGGGAUUCGGCAGAGACCUGCAGGCAAUGCAAAUGGGAUUCAACAGAGACCUGCAAGAAAUGAAAAUGGGAUUCAGCAGAGACCUACAGGACAUGAAAGAGAGGUUGUUAGAGACCUGCAGGAAAUGCCAACAUUAAUACAGAACCAAAGGAGUGAGUUAGAGGAAGCCAGAGAGGAGAUAAAGAGACUCAGGGAAAAUCAGAAUUCAAACCAGCACAGAGUAUGCAACCUCCUAGAAACAGGGGACGAAGCUGAUGGAAGGCUCCUUCCAGGGGGACUCUUUUUUGCAGAAAUACUGCAGAACAACCCAAGUACCAAGGCCGCUCUUGAGGCAGCAGCUAUGAAAGCAGCUACCUCACAGGAAGCUGCAAAGUGCACUGAACAAAUGCCGGAAAGGAAACGAUCAAUUAUAGUUGUAGGAGUACAGGAACCAGAGGGAUCCAAUCGGGAGGAGAGGAGAAGUAGGGACCGAGCAACCAUGACAGAAAUCUUGGAGGGACUGGAUAUGGAGGAGCUAGAUGGAAACAUAGAGAAGGUUUUCAGGCUGGGCAUCUACAAGAGGGAAAGGAAACGAUUGAUAAGGGAACGCAAUGUGGAAGUGUUAUUCUGCUACGAGGCCUAUGAUGUAGUAGUUCUCAUGCAGCUACGGGAAUUCACUAUCAGGAAAAUUGUUUCUGUAGAGAAAGAAAAGCGUCAGCAUAAAGAAGCAGUUGAUUACGAAGGAAGAGUGGGAUAUUUCAUACCUGCUGGGAAGAUGUGCACCAAAGGACAGAUGGUGUACCCAGACAAGAGGAAGGGUUUGGUGUAUCUGUACCAAGCAGAUGAUUCCCUUAUGCAUAUCUGUUGGAAGGACCGUGGCACUGGAACAGUUGAAGAGGAUGUGAUUAUUUUCCCUGAUGACUGUGAAUAUAAGCGUGUGUCACAGUGCACCACUGGUAGAGUUUUUGUACUCAAGUUUAAAUCGUCAAGCAGACGACUCUUCUUUUGGAUGCAGGAGCCGCCCAAGACGGACAAGGAUGAUGAGCAGUCUCGCAAAGUGAAUGAACUACUCAAUAAUCCACCAGCUCCAGGGUCACAGCGCCCAUCUGGUUCAACUGCAAAUCCUGCUCUGGGAUCGGAAAUUACCAAUUUAAGGGAUUCUGAUAUCCAGAAUCUGUUUGGGAAUAUUUCGCAACAACAGCUGAUGCAGAUCUUGGGAAGUGGAAUGUCCAGUUUGGCAACACUGCUUGGUCCAGGUAGGUCUGGCAGUGGUGGGGGUCGAAGUGGUAGUGGAAGUAGCAGCUCGACUUCUGCCACAACAACAGCUUCCACCACUCCAGCUGCUACCACCACCCCGACACCUGCACCUACCCCUGCUCAAGAUUCUGCUAGAGGUGGGAGCAAUAGCCGGGAAAGUAAUAGUACUACUCCUGGCAGUGGCAGUGUUGUGCCGAUUCAGUUGUCAGAUUUACAGAAUAUUCUUUCUGGGAUCUCUGUUCCACCGGAUGUGUCAGGUUCACCCAGGGUUGCAGUGGAUCUGAGUUCGGCCAUGACUGCAGAAGCUCUUCAGCCGAUCUUGACCAAUGAAGAUUUUGUGAAUCAACUUCGUCCUUAUCUUCCUGCAACGUCUGAUGAGUUACCUCCUACUGAACAACUCCGCGGAACAGUCACUUCUCCUCAGUUCCAGCAGGCUGUGAGUUUGUUCAGCAGUGGCCUUCAGUCAGGGCAGUUAGGCCCUCUCAUUAACCAGUUUGGUCUUGGAGAGGAUGCUGUUUUGGCUGCCUCGUCAUGUGAUAUGGAAGCAUUUAUUAAGGCCUUGGGAAAGAAGAAAGGUAAAGAGGAAGGCAGUAAGAAGGAAGAAGAGAAGGAGGUUUCUGAUAAAACCAAGGAUCAAGAUAAGGAUGAUGCCAUGUCUGUUGACUAAGUGGUGUCCAUGGAU